Neolamprologus brichardi is the source of this 3590-nucleotide messenger RNA. Lineage: Eukaryota; Metazoa; Chordata; Actinopteri; Cichliformes; Cichlidae. The record is from RefSeq and is a predicted model, not a curated record.
AUGGCUUUUGAGCAGAGGAAGUCUGUUGCUGCAGCAGCCGUGGCAGAUUGUUAUGGUAGCAAGUACAGCAGCCCUUCCAAAAGGGAUCUCCUGGUGCGUUCCAAAAGAAGAUGGGUCUUAUCUACAAUUGAAUUAGAAGAAGAAAAGGAUGCACAGUACCCCGAAGAGAUUUCAAAGAUGUAUAACGACAAGACUCAGGGGAAAGACUUUAAGUUCCGUUUAAGUGGUGACGGUGUGCCGGACGUGUUUACCAUCAAUGAAACCACUGGAGCCGUCUUUGCAAAUAAAAAAGUGGACAGGGAGCAAAAGAAACUUUACCAUAUUAACUUUGAUGUCUUGGACAGAAAUACGGGUGAAAAACUAGACAAGGAACUAGCAUUUGAUGUUGAAAUACAAGACAUAAAUGAUAAUCCACCCAAGUUCUCUCCUCCUCAAGUAACAGUUAAUGUAAAAGAAAAUAUACAAGGAAGUGUUUUGCCAGUUACCCUGAAGGUCACAGACAUAGAUAAGGAGAACACACCCAACUCUAAAUUUGACAUCACGAUGGUUUCACAGACUCCAGCAGAGCCCAAAAUUGGUGUGGAGCAGCUUCAAGAAGGACUGGCCAGACUCACCUUAAAAGGAUGCUUUGACUAUGAUAAAGCAACAAAGUAUACCAUCGUCUUACAAGCAAAAGAUCAUGGAACAAAGCCAAAGACUCAGUCCUCUACUGCUGUUGUUACCCUGAACAUUGACGAUGCAAACACUCACCAACCAAGAUUUAAGGAGAGACAGUACAAUGGUGAAGCAAUAGAAAUGGAGACCAUUGCUAAUGUUUUGAGAGUUGCUGUGGAGGAUAAAGACACUCCGAAAACUGAUGCAUGGCGUGCCAAGUACUCCAUUAUUGCAGGGAAUGAAGAAGGAAUCUACAAAAUUGAAACUGAUCCAGAAACAAAUGAGGGUGUCCUGAGUAUUGUCAAGAAAAAAAAUUUUCAACACACAACUUCAAUAAACCUGCAGAUUGGAGUAAAAAACAUUGAAGACAUAUUUGUUUGUGCUGGCACAAAUCCACCUACAGACAGAGCCAGUGUCACUCUAAAAAUGAUUGAUACCAACGAUCCACCAGAGUUUGAAAAAGCUAUAGAUGACAUACACCUGAAGGAGGAAGCAGAGCCAGGAAAGGUGCUGUUCAAGCCAAAGGUUCAAGAUGUCGACUCUAAUAUUACCAGGUAUGAGCUCCAAACAGAUCCAGCUGACUGGGUGGCCAUUGAUAGCAAAACAGGAGAAAUCAAAUCAACUAAGAGGAUGGACAGAGAGUCACGAUUUGUUGAUGACAAGAAUGUUUACACAGUCGUCAUAGCUGCCAUAGAUGAUGGUCAGCCUCCAGCCACGAGCACAUGCACUGUCAGGAUCCACCUGACGGACAUCAAUGACAAUACUCCUAAACUGGUCAACAACAGCGCUGUCAUGUGUGGAAACAAGGUUAACAAGAUCAAGGUUCCUGCAAAGGACCUAGAUGCCAAUCCUUACAGUGGACCCUUCCACUUUUCUCUGGGGGAUGAAACACAAAAGCAACAGUGGAAAAUAGAACCUGACUAUGGUGAGGAAGUAUCUCUUGUUAGCCAGAAGACACUUCCUUAUCUUAACUAUUCCAUUCCCCUGGUGAUUAUGGACCAACAGGGCAUAGCUGGACAUGACACUCUGCAAUUGACCGUGUGUCAAUGUGAUGAAAAUGAUGUUUGUCGCGGCAGAGAGCCGCUUUCAACCCGUCUUGGAUCAGUUGGCAUUGGGUUGGUUAUUGCAGGAUUGCUUGCAUUUUUGUUGCUUUUAAUUGCAUCAUUCUGCAAGUUUGGACCAGAUAAGAUUGAGAUUUUGCCAAAAGAUGAGGGCAAUCAGACUCUAAUCCAGUACAAUCAAGAAGGAGGGGGCUCUCCAUGCAUGACCGAGCCCAAUUUCUUCCAGUCACAAGUAGAUAAUAUGGUAGUGACAAAUGGUCAGAUGGAUACCAUGCAGUUCCAGUCGCUAGGCAUGCAUCAACAAGAAACCUACAGGAGCCAUGGCAUGGGAAGCAUGGCCGGCUCAUCAAUUUACCAACGUUCUUUAAGCCUUCGAUCGGCUGACCGCAUUGAAGACCAUAUCAACAGGGUAACCAACGGUAUUACCCAUGGUUAUGCUGAGCCGAGCAUAGCUCUCGAGUAUGAAGACCAGCUGAACUUCUUUUUUGUUUCUUUCCUACAGUUCCAGUCGCUAGGCAUGCAUCAACAAGAAACCUACAGGAGCCAUGGCAUGGGAAGCAUGAGGAUGAACUCUACGUGGAAAUCAAACAGAACGAACACCUAUCGGGCCGGCUCAUCAAUUUACCAACGUUCUUUAAGCCUUCGAUCGGCUGACCGCAUUGAAGACCAUAUCAACAGGAGAUGUAACGAGGUUGAUGGAAAUGUUGUUGACCACCCGGCAUACCAACCCCACAGCUAUGCCUUUGAAGGAGAUGGCAGCAUAUGUCAGUCAUUGGAUAAACUGUCAUUCCACGACAUGGGAGAGGAUUUUAAGUAUCUGGAUGAUUUGGGGCCAAAGUUCAAGACUUUGGGACAGAUGUAUGAUGAGGCAAUUAAAAAAAAGAAAGUACAGCUUUAAAAGGCACUGCUGAAAUGUAAAUUGUAUUCCAAGUUUCGCUCCCUAAAAUACAGACUGAGCAGAGAUGAUACACCACUAUGUUUUAAUAUUUGUACUUAAAGAUUAUGGACUAUAACAUCGAAUUCAUCCUAAGCCAGGUAUAUUUUGUUGGCAUUAAGAUGGAUUUAACGCACUGCACAGCUGGUGACGCACUAGUGGUUUGUGAAAUGUAAUAACUUGAAAGGGAUUAGGUGAUUUUUCUUGUUUUUUUAGUUUGCUUUGUCAGGGCAGUAUUAUUGGGAAAUUUAACAGAACUUCUUUUGUUGAAACUGAGAUGACUCCUGUUAGUCACAUUUUUCUAGAGUACUGUUUUGUAAAGGAGUUCUGAUGAGAACACAGGGCUUAUCAUAAUGGGUUAUUGUUCAUGCAAGUUAGAAAUGUCCUUGGCUUAUGGUUGAUGAUCGAGUGACAUACUGGUCUGGAAUUAACACCGGAUAUCCUACAAGAUUAAAACGUUAAUGUUAAUGUUUAGUUUUUGUAUUUGCAUUUCAUGAUACAAAAAUAACAAACUUUAUUCCUAUAACACCUUUCUAAACCAGUCACAAGGUUCUUUAAAUACUUUACAAAAAUAACACAUUUUUAUAAAAUACAUAAUAAAAUGAAUGACAUAAAAAAAAUUAAAAAUGAAAUUAAAAAACAAACAAAAAAAGCAAGAUACAUCAGGAAAUGUUAUUUUUAGAAGAGCAAGUGUAUACAGGUAUAUUUUUUGAGUUUACUGGAUGGUUGGACUGAUUAAGCUGAUCUAACAGUAACAGACUUGUUCCGGGGGCUAAAACAAUAAAAGCACUGAUUUUAAGUGAUUUACAAGUAAUAUAGAAAAAUUUGAAACUGUAUGGAAUAGAGAGCAAAUGUGCAUAUUUGUAAAAAAAAAAAAAUGUUUUCUUUGUUAGGAAUUAAAAUAAAGAUUGUAGUUUUUGGGCUGAAAUACUUCAACUUUU